UCGCCGCAGGCUCAGUUGAAGGAAAUUUUCGGGGAAGAGUACGAGAUGUGUGUCGUGCGUGGCAUCAUUCUGGAGGAAUUGCAACCGCUGUCAACUUUGAAGACUGAGAGGGAAUGUGCGCAAGUGUUCUAUGAUAUUGUCCAAUGUCAUCAUUGGGCUUGGAAAUAUCCUCAAAUCCUUCAUCGCGAUAUCAGUGAGGGUAAUAUCAUGGUCCGCGAAAAGAAUGGGCAGAAAUACGGUGUAUUAAAUGAUUGGGAUCUUGCGAGCUGGUUGAACACGCAAAAUGAAGAGUCGACAUCCAAGUUCCGAAUGGGCACCAAACCGUACAUGGCGCAUGAACAACACUCGUCUCAGUGGCAAGGUCCACAUCGGUUCCGCCACGAUUUGGAGUCUGUCUUCUACGAUAUUCUCUUACUGGUUUCCCUUUAUUCCAGUCCUGCUGAGAAGGUCCGUUUUCCUUCUACUGGAGACCAUCGUUAUGAGAAGUGGCACAAAGAGGACGAUAGCUUUCUUGACGGGAGAAAAUCGAAGAUUAUUUACAAUGGGACGUGGCGAGCCUUCCCGCAGCCCUUCUUCAGCGGCUUCACUUUGUGGUUGGCCGCCCUUCAAGAAAAUUUGCGUCGUGGUAUCUUCAACCUUGAGAAUCACAAGUACGCAGUGUUAGCAGCAUCACGACCGCUCAAGCCAGGGAGGCGACCACCCAAGGUGCCAUUUUUUGACGAGGAUACCCUAGGCGGAAAUUUCUCAUACGAGAAAGUAGUUAUGAUCAUGCACCAGUUCAACCAAGAAGAACUCAAGACUUGGGGUCACGAGUGGCAAGUAACACUAGAGGAAGCAUCUUCUGAAGAUUGGGAGUCAGAAGAGUCGGAGGAAAGCUAA
This is a messenger RNA of Lentinula edodes (shiitake mushroom), 879 nucleotides long. RefSeq lists its product as uncharacterized. Gene Ontology annotation, molecular function: ATP binding; protein kinase activity. The transcript has 2 exons. The annotation marks the transcript as partial. The record is from RefSeq and is a predicted model, not a curated record. Gene Ontology annotation, biological process: protein phosphorylation. NCBI's taxonomy places the organism in Eukaryota, Fungi, Basidiomycota, Agaricomycetes, Agaricales, Omphalotaceae.